This is a messenger RNA of Lentinula edodes (shiitake mushroom), 531 nucleotides long. Its product is annotated as ubiquitin-conjugating enzyme. The record is from RefSeq and is a predicted model, not a curated record. The transcript has 7 exons. NCBI's taxonomy places the organism in Eukaryota, Fungi, Basidiomycota, Agaricomycetes, Agaricales, Omphalotaceae. Bases 1 to 531 code for a protein of 176 amino acids. Gene Ontology annotation, cellular component: cytosol; endoplasmic reticulum.
AUGAAUUCGCGUGGAACAAGUAAUGCCACUGCUUUACGACGCCUCAUGACUGAAUAUAAACAACUCACAUCAGGAGGUUCUCCAGAUGGAAUGUUCACUGCAGGACCCAUCUCCGAAUCUGAUUUCUUCACAUGGGAGGCAUUAAUCUGCGGACCCAAGGACACACCAUUUGAAGGUGGCGUGUUUUCUGCGAAAUUAACAUUUGCGACCGUCCGAUUACCCACUUUCACCGUUCAAAAUGAAAACCGAUCUGUUGUUGAUCUUUUGCAUUUCCAAGUCUAUCCGGAUGGUAACGUUUGCAUAUCGAUAUUGCACACUCCAGGAGACGACCCCACGAUGUACGAGCAAGCUUCCGAACGAUGGAGCCCAGUACAAAGUGUUGAGAAAGUUAUUCUCAGUGUCAUCUCCAUGUUAGCAGAGCCCAAUCUUGAAAGUGGUGCCAAUAUCGACUGCUGCAAAUUAUAUAGAGAUAAUCAGCAAGAGUAUGAGAGACUAGUACGGGAGUCUAUCAAGGAACAACUGGGAAUCUAA